AGAGGAGCGCUAGCCCCGGCACUUCCUCUUCCCUCCGCGGCCUCAGAGAUUUUCUCAAAAUGGUCCGCUACUCUCUCGACCCCGAGAACCCGACCAAAUCAUGCAAGUCGAGGGGCUCCAACCUCCGGGUUCACUUCAAGAACACCCGUGAGACGGCCCAGGCCAUCAAGGGCAUGCACAUCCGCAAGGCCAACAAGUACCUGAGGGACGUGGUCGUCAAGCACCAGUGUGUCCCCUUCCGUCGCUACAACGGCGGCGUGGGCAGGUGUGCCCAGGCCAAACAGUUCGGCUGGACUCAGGGUCGCUGGCCCAAGAAGAGCGCCGAGUUCCUCCUGCACAUGCUCAAGAACGCUGAGAGCAACGCUGAGCUCAAGGGUCUGGACGUGGACUCCCUGGUCAUCGAGCACAUCCAGGUCAACAAGGCUCCCAAGAUGAGGAGGCGCACCUACCGCGCCCACGGCCGCAUCAACCCCUACAUGAGCUCCCCCUGCCACAUCGAGAUGAUCCUGACCGAGAAGGAGCAGAUCGUCCCCAAGCCGGAGGAGGAGGUGGCUCAGAAGAAGAAGGUUUCACAGAAGAAGCUGAAGAAGCAGAAGCUGAUGGCGCGGGAGUAAAGAUAUUAAUAAACAGAACUUGUUGUCA
This is a messenger RNA of Seriola dumerili (greater amberjack), 642 nucleotides long. RefSeq names its product ribosomal protein L17 (gene rpl17). The transcript is spliced from 7 exons. The coding region runs from base 60 to 614 and encodes 184 amino acids. Gene Ontology annotation, molecular function: structural constituent of ribosome. The record is from RefSeq and is a predicted model, not a curated record. NCBI's taxonomy places the organism in Eukaryota, Metazoa, Chordata, Actinopteri, Carangiformes, Carangidae. Gene Ontology annotation, cellular component: ribosome; cytosolic large ribosomal subunit. Gene Ontology annotation, biological process: cytoplasmic translation.